This is a messenger RNA of Plasmodium vivax (malaria parasite P. vivax), 1638 nucleotides long. RefSeq lists its product as hypothetical. NCBI's taxonomy places the organism in Eukaryota, Apicomplexa, Aconoidasida, Haemosporida, Plasmodiidae. The transcript has a single exon. Bases 1 to 1638 code for a protein of 545 amino acids. The record is from RefSeq and is a predicted model, not a curated record.
AUGAAGGAAGAAAAUGACGGUGACGACUCCUUCGCCUUUUCCUCUGAAAGGGAUGUUUCCAAUUUGUACCGAAAGGACCAUUAUAUGAAGCACUGUCAUGUUAAGAACCACAUCGAGCCGAUAGCACUGGAAGACGAAAUUCACAUUUUGAAAAGGGAGGAACAGCAAACGUUUAAAUUAAGCGACAUUUUAAAAUCACUGGAAAGAAUAAAAGAAGAAAAAAAUGAACCACCAACUGAAGACAUCGUUUUACCAGAAUAUGUGGAGCAUGAAAGAGUUGAGCAAGAAGAGGAGAGCGAAGAGAGGGUACAUUGUGGAGUGUACCUACACGAGGUAAACGUAACAGACAAUUCAUGUCUCCAUUCACGAUAUGGCAAUCUAAUCGAUGACUAUUCAGAUCCUAUACGCAUAAAGGGAGACAUGUACAUAAACAACAUGGUCCAUUUCGAAGACUGCUCAACUUAUCGUUCCAUAUUUGCGGUGCACCGAGUGGAGUGGUUCUUAGGGUUAGAAAUCAAUGAGAGAAGAAUACACGAAAUUGAGCCAUACACACAAGGGAGGUCCUUUCGAAUCCCGUUUGACGCGUUAGGAAAAUAUAUUUUUUGUAAAGCCUACAGAAAUGUGCACAUAAAUUCUGAGCAUCAGAAAAGGGGUAGAAACACCGUCUUCGAUCCGCAUACUCUACAUAAGAUGCCUGUGAAAUUUAAAGUAGAACCCAAAUGUGUUGAAAAAUGUUCUAUUACGUGUAAGGGGCCCGUCCUAAUAUCCAUAGAUAGCGCCUUCCAAAUAUUGACCCUUUUGUGCAACAAUGGUUAUUCCACCCAGGUGGUUGUUGAAGACCCCCUCGAUAACUUCUGCAACUUGUCUGCCUCAUCUCUAUCGGAUGAAGAGACAGUUACGACUACUUCCAACGUGACCAACCGAACGGAGGAGAACCACCGCUUCUUUGCUACCCUGUCCAUCAACUUUGACGAGAUAAAAUUUGCCCUACCAAAUUGGGCAACCGGCGAGGAGGGCCAACCCCCCUCUGGUGAAGCGCAUCAUACGCAGGGUGACAAGAGAAGAAACACUGCUUUUAAUUUUUUCCGCCUGUUCGACUUCCAAAAUGGUGGUGCGAACAGCUCAUCCGAUUGGAGAGCGGAAAAAAAGGACAACUCGAGUGGGGGUAAAGAUGGUGAAAAGGGGGAAAAUGGCGAAAAAGGCUCAAAACCGCUACAAAACGCUGAGCCGAAUGCACGCAAAAACGGGCACCCCAACAGGGAGGGCAACAAAACCGAGUUGACCCUCAACUUGUACGAAGUAGAAUUCAGGCUAUCCGCCAAAGACGACUGCGUUGUGGUGAGCAUCGGCAGUGAUUUACAGAGAUCAUUCAAAUUUGUCAAAUACAAAAUGGUAACUAUCAAGCCGGUUGGGAAGAGAAUCUCCGCGAAUGAGCUGUGGCUCAUACUGAUGGCCUUCAAAUCUGCGUACUCGUAUAAAAAAGUUUUUAAAAAAAAUGCCAAAUUAAUUUUCACAAAUACGAAUAUUUCGUUCGUUCAAAAUAUAGUAAACAAUUAUUUGACAAAGUCGAUGGAAAGAAAUGUGGACGGAGCUAUGCCCCUCCAGAAGAUAAACACAAUUUUUAACGAAGAGGGUUGA